Molecule: messenger RNA, 906 nt
Organism: Rhodamnia argentea
Lineage: Eukaryota; Viridiplantae; Streptophyta; Magnoliopsida; Myrtales; Myrtaceae
Product: 50S ribosomal protein L13, chloroplastic
Exons: 4
Coding region: 62-772 (236 amino acids)
Biological process (GO): negative regulation of translation; translation
Cellular component (GO): cytosolic large ribosomal subunit; ribosome
Molecular function (GO): mRNA binding; structural constituent of ribosome
Source: RefSeq, a predicted model, not a curated record
GAGAGCAAGCCGCGAGCUUGGCUCACUGCUCUUGAGCGAGAGAGACGGAAGAGAAGUGAAAAUGGCGAUCCUCUGUGCAUCAUCGUCUUCUCCAGCUAUCUUCGCGUCCCCCAAAUGCAAUCCCUCCCUUUCUCCUCUCUCUUCCAGGAGAAGCGUCGCCGGACCAUCGUUCGCGCUGACCAAGCCUGUCGCCACGACGGUUAGCAACCGCAAUUUCGCGGUCCGGUGCCAGAAGGACCUCUCCGUCGUUCCUCUCGAUCAGCGAUGGAUGUUCGAGGAGUCCGAGGUCGAUGGACCUGACAUUUGGAAUAAUACAUGGUAUCCUAAAGCUGGAGAUCAUGUGAACACGGAGAAGCCGUGGUACAUAGUGGAUGCCACGGACAAGAUACUCGGUAGACUUGCAUCGACCAUUGCUAUUCAUAUCCGUGGCAAGAAUCUUGCGACGUACACUCCCAGUGUGGACAUGGGGGCAUUUGUGAUUGUGGUAAAUGCUGAAAAGGUUGCUGUAUCUGGAAAGAAGAGGACCCAAAAGCUCUACAGGAGGCAUUCAGGAAGACCCGGUGGUAUGAAAGUCGAGACUUUCAGCCAACUGCAGCAGAGAAUUCCUGAGAGAAUUAUUGAACACGCCGUCCGGGGCAUGCUUCCCAAAGGAAGGCUUGGCAGAGCAUUGUUCAACCACCUUAAGGUUUACAAGGGCCCAGAACACCCCCACGAGGCCCAAAAGCCCAUUGAGCUUCCCAUAAGGGACAAGAGGAUACAGAAGCAGAGAUGAAUGCGAAUUGGUAUUUUGCUGAAGAGAUUUAUAGCAAUUAUCAGGUGAAGUAGUAAAGAAUUGUCAGUCUUUAGUUUCUUUUUUGUGCGAUGAAGUGGGAAUUUCAUGGGCUCCGCUUCCCAUCAUUUCAGUCU